This is a messenger RNA of Vitis riparia (riverbank grape), 1045 nucleotides long. Its product is annotated as tropinone reductase homolog At2g29290-like. Gene Ontology annotation, molecular function: oxidoreductase activity. The transcript is spliced from 5 exons. The coding region runs from base 50 to 853 and encodes 267 amino acids. The record is from RefSeq and is a predicted model, not a curated record. Lineage: Eukaryota; Viridiplantae; Streptophyta; Magnoliopsida; Vitales; Vitaceae.
AUUUUUUUCCAACCCAAGCCAGAAAAAGCAACACUUGCAGAAGCAAAACAUGGCGGCCUCUGAGCCAAGUUGCAGAGCAAAGAGAUGGUCUCUCAAGGGCAUGACCGCUUUGGUCACAGGCGGCACUAGAGGCAUUGGAUAUGCCAUCGUAGAAGAACUAGCAGAACUGGGUGCAAUUGUGCAUACAUGUUCUCGCAACCAAACAGAACUCAAUGAUCGCUUGCAAGAAUGGGAGGGAAAGGGAUUCAGAGUGAGUGGUUCAGUUUGCGACCUGACAUCUAGAGCUCAAAGGGAGAAGCUGAUGGAGACCGUGUCCUCUCUUUUUGAGGGCAAGCUCAACAUCCUUGUAAACAAUGCAGCUACAGUUGCCCUGAAAGCAACUACAAACUACACAGCUGAAGAUUGCUCAUCUAUACUCCAAACCAACUUUGAGUCUCCUUACCAUCUGUGUCAACUCGCACACCCCCUCUUGAAAGCAUCAGGAAGAGGGAGUAUCAUAUUCAUCUCCUCUGUAGCUGGCCUGAUAUCCCUACCUCACAUGUCUGUUUAUGCCGCGACCAAAGGAGCGAUUAAUCAAGUUACCAAGAACUUGGCAUGUGAAUGGGCUAAGGACAACAUUCGCACAAACGCAGUUGCACCAUGGACCGUUAGAACCUCCGUCAGACCUAUUUUGGAGCCGGACAACCCUAUGGCAACCGCAUAUCCACAGCUACUCGCUCGAACUCCUCUCCACCGAAUUGCAGAGCCUGAUGAGGUGUCACCACUAGUUGCGUUCCUUUGCCUUCCUGCUGCUUCAUACAUCACUGGCCAAGUUAUUUGUGUUGAUGGUGGAUUUUCAGUCAAUGGUUUCUAGCCCCAAGUUAUUUGCGUUGACCCAUUUCGUGCCUUACCUUUUUUUUUUGUUUUUUUUAUCACCGUUGAUGUAUCCCUUAUCAGUAAUAAUUUUGGUCAUUUCCCGGAAUAAGACCAAAAUUCAAAUCCAUAUCAAUGGGAACUCAUCCUUACAAAAUCUUAAUCCCUUUAUAAAAUGCCGUUAUUAGCCUCA